AGGACCUCAUUGAAAUCUAAAAUACCCAUUCAAUGAAUUUCUUACGUUGUCAAUUCCCUUGUCCUAGACGCAUUCUUGUACGUCCUCUGGCUACUAAGUAUUGUCGCAGUUCUUGUCUUGUUGAUCGAUACUACACGCAGAGCUUUUUUGCAAUUAAUGCCCCUACGACGCGUUGUCUUUGUGUACAUUACUUCUUUGUGUUUGUAUUGAAAAUGAAAAAUGACUCGUUUUUGCUGGAGGUUCCAAAAAUGCAACCGUCUACACGACGACCUCCGCGGCUUGCAUAGUCUACUUCUACUUUGCCGUCGUGGGAAAAGCGGCAGUGCGUUUUUUCAAGAAGGUUUUUGAUUGCAGAACUUUUUUUCCGUCUGGCGCGCAUCGGGACGCAGACGUACCUCAAGAAGACGAAGAAGAAGAUGCGAUUCGGCGAUUGGUACGCUGGAAAAGAAAAAGGAAAAUAAAGAGCAACUCUUUGUGCUCGUGCAGGCCCAACGGCGGUGCGUUCGUUCCGGUCUCAGCUGCUCCUCGACGUGUAGCGUACUUGUUCGGGGGGACGAUCCACAGUUCGUCGAGAAGAAGUCAUGGAGGAACCAGACGACCAGCAGCAGGCGGAGGCCGUCGAGGCGGCCCGGGCCAUGAUGGAAGGCUCCGCAGACGGGCCUUUUGGGGCGAGCAGCUCGGCAGCUGCGUCUUCGCGUCCGAAAACGUAUCGACAAAAACUCAAGCCCGAUGGGACCAAGAUGAGCUUGGCGGAGAUCCGUGCGCAGGCUGAUUUGGACGAGGCCGCCGAGGCAGCCGAAGAAGAAGCCGAAUACCAGAAGGCGCUGGAGAAGGCCAAGAGCAAAAAAGACGACAUCGCUGCCGCAAAGCGUAUUUAUUUACUUAAUCUGUGGUUUGUAUGAAAAACUAUGUAUUCGAAAAUAGCCUUUGAAAUGAUCCAUCGCACGUAUGUGUAUGAAUAGGAUAAGUACGUCGAGGACACAAUCAAUACGUCCAUGACCUGUAGAUGUGCUAUCAUUGUUUCGCCUCUGCCUGUUUUUCAAUAGGGUCUUUUCGGUUGAAAAAUACAGAGGCGCGAGAGGACGCGAACAAGCCCUUCGAGGAUCCCAGCCGACUGAAAGCUCCUUCGCUGAAGGCAAGAAUUGGCUUGAAGGUUGUUUCGCGGCGAAAGAAAGACCCUACGGGACCCGGUGCGUUUCUACCGGAAGCUGCAGCGCCACAAGCAAAAGCCGGACCUUCCGCGCUCUCCAGCAGCGCCGGCGCCCCACCCGCGCUGCGACGGUCAGAUUCGAUGCAGUCCGACCUUUCGGCCACGGGGGGAAGUGCGUCAACCGACCAGCGCCCGCGGCUCCAACGCAGCGCGAGUGGAUUGAGUGUGAGCAGCAAACGCAGCUCUAGGUCAGACGGUGACUCAGAUUCCGAAAGCUCUGAAAGCGGUGGCACGGUAUAGAAAUCGAGUUUCUGUCUUUCACUGUUUCUAUAGUACUUUGACGGUCCUGCGCCUGGCUAUCUCCAAUUUCUUGGUGCAGUCAGCAUCUUCUAACUACUAUGUUGGUUGUUCCCACCAGUGAAGAAGGUGGCGCCCUGCGUUUUCGAAUCUUUUUGUUUGCAUGCUGAAUUUGAAGACGAGAAAAAAAGUUUGCCCCUGAAAUCGGAACAACGACAAAUACAGAGCUCCGCAGACGAGGAGGCGCUACCGCUGCACAUGCGAAAGACGGAAGGGGUGCGCGAGGGUCCCGCGCAAACCGCCGAGGAGUACCGCAAGGAGCACCUGGCCGGGAUCGGCGAUAAGAAGAGCGAGAGCAGCAGCGGCAGCGAGGACGAGGACAGCAGUUACGGAAGUUCCAGCGAAGAGGAGUCGUCCGAGGAGGAUUUGGCCGCGAGCAGAAGACCGCAGAAGCAAGACAUCCUUGACUGGCCACCCCCGGGGUUUCAGAUGUUCCGCAAGUCCGUGAUCAAGAACCUGGCUCAGAUUUUCGGCGGGGUUUUCGUCGUGUACUACGGGCUGGUACUGUUCGGAAUUAUCUACUCGAUCCUGUUGCAGGACACGAACUUCACGCUCAUUAAGAAGCAGAUCGCGGGGCACUUCGAGGGCAAGGCCUUCGAAAAGGUGCAGCUGCCCGUGCAGCACGGGCAGGCGCUGCUGAAGCAGGCCCGGACGUACCUGGACGUCACGCUGGAGGAGGACCUCGUGGAGUUCACCAACAUGUUCCAAACCAAAGACACCCUCACCGCCGUGGUCUACAUGCCGACCGGGCAGACGGGGCGCGUGCGCACCGUGAACGGCGCUGACCGGACCCGUCGUGUGCGCGUGGACUCGACGGAGGCCUUUCCGGUCCCGCUGUCGGAAGGCGCACUCAGCGUGCCCGAGCAAGUGUUCGCAAAUUUCACGCAGGGCUGGCAGUGGGGCCAGGAGUGGAAGUGGUGGGCUAAUAUCGACGGCUUUCGCGGCCCCACCCCAGUCUACACGAUCUUCGAAAACACCCAGCUCUUCGGCCUGCUCAUGAUGACAAUCGACUUCGAUGCGAGCACCAUUAACGACGAACUGUUUGAUGUGCUUGAAGGCUUCGACAUGAAUGUACUUAUUUUUCCCGAUUUAUUUGUUCCACUAUGAUUUGUUUAAGCAGAGGAAUCAGUAAUCUUCUUCGCAAUUACAGCAACAAGCCGAAAAAUACAUAGGUGAACAAACGCAGUUUCUUCACAGAAGGAAACAAACGAAGACUGGAAAAAAAAAACAGGCGGAAGACUUCCCGAUCAAUGUGCAUGUGAUCGUCGGCGAACGGGUACUUGCGAGCACCGGCACCGCCCCUUUGCCGCUGGGUAGCGCGGCGGUACCCGCGCCGAGCGACUGCACGUAUAACGAGGAUACGGCGGUGAUCCGCAUCUGCGUUGAGCAAACUGGGCACUGGUUUGGGACCACGUUCCUGUUUGCAAUGCAGGUUUUGAUGUCGCUCACGCUGCUAAUUCCCUUCGGGCUGGCCGGGUACCUGAUCCGCAUCCGGCAACUGUGGGUGUCCGCGUCCCCGGACCUGCCGCACCGGUCCGAGGAGCAGCGCGAGGCCGCGAUGAGCAAACUCGCCCAGCUCCAGAAGCUGAAGGAGCGACUGGGCGGCACCACGACGGAUCUGAACGCCUCGACCACUUCCAUUCCGGGCCUCGGCCAGAGCUCCACCAGCAUCGCCAGCAUGAUGUCGGGCACAGGCAGUCGGGAGAAUCAGAUGGACCUCUCGCAGUCCUUCAAAAUGGUGCUCGAGUCCGCGUCGCUAGGUAAAAAAAACCAAUGGUGUUUUAUAUAGAGAGCUAUACAUUAACUAUUAACUCGUAAAUCUAAAUGCUAGGAUUGUUACGGCUUUGCGCUUUCUAUCUCUCAGCAGUCCACCAAAGUGAAGUCCUUCAGUGCGUGUCGUUUUUUUGAUAUCUUCUUUCUCGUCCCUGCACCCACGAGUUGUAGCUUUUUCCUCGUGCAGGACCCGUGCGCGCAGGUAUCAUCGAUCGUCCCCUAAGUAGGAGCGCAUGAAGCGAUCCUCGAAACAACUGCAGGUGACACUGGCCGGUACUCCGCUACGGGAGGUGUUGGCGGCAGUACGCUCGGGAGUGGCACGUCCAAUUUUACCGAGAAGCUGCGGUCCCUGAAUAUUACCACUUUGAAGGAAGCCUUCCAGUUCGCUCUCGUCCUGGUCACUUUCACCGGCCGAAUGCAAGCCGCCCGGUACGUCGAGAGCGACGACGCCGCGGAGAAGCAGCGCGGCCCCGUCAUGCAGCGGAUUCAGUCGGCCUACGACAAGAUCCGGGUGUCUCUGUUCGGCGAACCCAUCGACGAGAACAUCCGUGCGCAGAUCGAACAGGAGCGGGCGGACCGGCAACGGCAGGAGUUCAAGCGGUCGCAGUCGAUGGUGGGCGAAGAGUCGGGCCCGAAGGCCUUUCGCCGCUCGGGCACCAUGCUCACAACCUCGCAAUCGAGUAAAUCAUCCUCACCAAGCGCAUCCAGAACAAAUUGA
Messenger RNA from Amoebophrya sp. A120, 3998 nucleotides. NCBI's taxonomy places the organism in Eukaryota, Dinophyceae, Syndiniales, Amoebophryaceae. The record is from the annotation of a GenBank genome assembly.